AAUUUUUACUCGGCGAUGUUAUAAAUAAGUUGUUUUGCUCUAAAGAAAUUCUAAACAAACAAUAAUACAAGGUAAUUUUUUUAAGUGGAAUUUGACUUUAAACGAUUUAUUCUAAAAAUGAGUAGGUGCAUAUUUUAAAUAGCACCUUCAUAUUCUUAACAAGGUUUCUCGAGACAUCAAGGUAAAUGGAUGAAGUUGUCAUUUGAAUUAACCGCGAGAUAUUCCUGAUGCGUAUGCGACGGCGAUCUGAAGGGUGGUCUUUUUGUUGAGUUAUUGGCGUUUCGAAGAAAUGUUAAGUUUGUUUUUGUCUCUUAGAAGCUACUCUGAUAAUCCAAUUUGAUACUGGGAAGUGCAACCAGACAUCACAAAUGUCCCGACUCGUUAAUUGGCUUGUUAUCCUAAUUUAAUUGUAGCCCAAUGACCGCGUGUAGCUUUUACAUUGAUUGAUUGAUUUCGCGCGUUUCGUUUAUUCUACGGCGUCUGAAGUCGCGUUUCUCACUUCUAGUGUGGAAGUGAGAUUGCUUUUAGUUGUGGUGGUUGGUAAGGGCUGUGUGUUUUUUCGCUACAAUUUUUUUAAGGGCACGCGUUUCAUAUAGCGCCUUCCCCAGGGUCGCCCGAAGGUGUGCGUCUUUCUGCAGACUUCGCUGUAAGCAGCAGCAGGUGCGAGUCCUCUGGUAUGCGCCACACGCACUCUCAGGCAUGGAAACCCGAAAUUGACAAGCAGCUUCAUUCCAGCUGUUCGAUGUCUGACCUGCAUCACCCAGAGAGCUGUUCUGAUAGGAAAGACGAAGAGGACUUGAGCUGUUUCUUGGACUUGGACUUUAUCCUUGCCAACACCGCCUCCAGUUCAGAUUACCAGGGGCAGCCUGUCCAGUCUGGCUCGCUCUUCCAAGCUUCUGUCUCCAACGGGUCUUUCGAUGUUGUCGGCCAGUGCGGCCCACCUCCGCCGUACAGCUCCAGUCUUAUGGCAGAACUGUUAAGACCCGAGAUGGACACGAACUACGGCAACAUCCAGGGACGGUUUCUAGUCACGUCUUUCCAAAGCCAGGACUUUGCCGACAUCAAACCUGAACCCAACAUGGACAGUUACGGACCAGUGAUUGGCAUGGUGCCACAAUCCUGUUCAAAAAUUAAGCAAGAGGGCAAUGCCUCCUGCAUGUUGGCAUUUGAACAACCCCGGAUAGCCAACUCUCCGCAAGCGACGGGCAACAUCACCCCGCCGCUGAGCCCUAACGACCUGAUGACCGCCGACUGCCAGACCCAGAUGUGCCACUCGUUGCCCUUCCAGCAGGGCUACCACUCCUCUCAUCAGAGCUUUCCGCCGCCUGUGCCGCUGCAGUACCAGGGCGCCCACCCGUUCGGCCUUUACGAGGAGGCGCUGGGCCUUCAGCCGACAGCCCAGAGGGUGAUGCUCACGCCGCCGUCCUCGCCGCUGGAACUCAUGGACGCCAAGCCAAAGAGGGGUCGGCGAACGUGGCCGAGGAAACGAACGGCCACACACACGUGCACGUUCGUGGGCUGCGGCAAGACGUACACCAAGAGCUCGCACUUGAAAGCCCAUCACCGAACUCAUACAGGUGAAAAGCCUUAUCACUGCACGUGGGAAGGCUGCGGAUGGAAGUUCGCCCGAUCCGACGAGCUGACCCGACAUUUCCGCAAGCACACGGGCCACCGACCCUUCCAGUGCCACCUGUGCGAGCGGGCCUUCUCGCGGUCCGACCACCUGGCAUUGCACAUGAAGAGGCACAUGUGAGCGGACUGGACUGGACUCGGCUUACAAACUGGACCUUUAUUAUUAUUAUUUUUUUUUAUACUCGGUUAUUUAAUUUUUAAGGAAAAGCCAUAUGUUAUUGUAAAAUAAUAAAUAUGUAAGCAAAAUCUAUUGUAGCUGGUACUACCUGGUUGGACGAAGAAUUUGCAAAAGCCUUUUCAACAACCGAACCUCUCCAUAAGGCUGGUCCUCCACCAUCUCGAAACUUAAAGCAAACCCUUAUGCAAACUGAAGACUGGAACACUUUUUUUAACAAGUUCUGUAUUUGUGUUUAACGCUUUUUUUUUCAUUUUUAAGUGCCUUCAUGUGACGCGACACUUUUGUUAAGGUCGUAUUUUUCUCUGGGGUUAUAUUGACAGGUUUAUAUUCGCUGUAAAAUAUAAACUGCAAAAAAAAAAAAAAAAUGCCUUUUGUAUAACUUGAUGCUUAAUUUUACUGUUUAAAAUUGUGCCUUCAGGAAAAAAAAAAACUGCCUCCCCCCCCACCGCCCCAGUGGGUGGGGUUAUUUUUGAAUGUGUUUUCAAAAGCCAAAUGAAGUCAGGGUCUUCCAAGAAAAACAAAUGUCAUUAUUAAUGUAUUUAAAGGAGUUGCAUAUUCAGUAUUAGUCUGUGCCAGAUUCAAUCACACUAUUGACGCAGGGUUGCAUACUUAAUGCUAAGUGUAGAAAUCCAUGUAAAUAUGUGUAAAUGUAAAUAUUGUAUUUUUAUUGUAAAUAUUAAACUAAAUGAGCUGAAUUUUUUGACUCAUCUUUUUAGAAUAAAAUUUAUACAAAUUGUA
Messenger RNA from Polypterus senegalus (gray bichir), 2548 nucleotides. RefSeq names its product Kruppel-like factor 2a (gene klf2a). Gene Ontology annotation, biological process: regulation of transcription by RNA polymerase II. NCBI's taxonomy places the organism in Eukaryota, Metazoa, Chordata, Cladistia, Polypteriformes, Polypteridae. Gene Ontology annotation, molecular function: DNA-binding transcription factor activity, RNA polymerase II-specific; RNA polymerase II cis-regulatory region sequence-specific DNA binding. The transcript is spliced from 3 exons. The record is from RefSeq and is a predicted model, not a curated record. Bases 677 to 1753 code for a protein of 358 amino acids.